Messenger RNA from Klebsormidium nitens, 1877 nucleotides. Lineage: Eukaryota; Viridiplantae; Streptophyta; Klebsormidiophyceae; Klebsormidiales; Klebsormidiaceae. The record is from the annotation of a GenBank genome assembly.
GUCCAGAGCUCUGCAGAGUCCCUAUAUGCGGCUGCCAAUGGCGGACGGAGGCGUGUGCGGGGUGAAGAGCGCUGCUAUGAAGGGUUGCCCUGCCAUGAGCUGCUCAAACCAGAGCAGCUUACAGAUUUCGCAGCAUUGGGCCAGAUCUGAAGGAUGAGCUUUGAAUCGGACGCUACUAAUUUCCAUGCAGCCAAACAGGGAAGAUUAGGGUUUCAUGCUCAUGCGUGGUAAAAUAAAGCCCCAGAGGAGCCUUUCUCUUCUGAAAUUUGUAGUAAGUUAGUGUAGAUACUCCUUCCUCCUAUUUGAAAUGUAUCCAAGCCUUCUCCUGAAAGAUUUCAGAACGUAGAACCGUCUCCUUACGUUCAAUAGGGCCUGAGAACAAGAUGGCCACCUCGAUGGGGUUCUGGGCCGUUGUUGGAACGGCCUGCUAUCCUGUGGGGAAGGUCCUGCUUCUGUGCCUAGUCGGAGCAUUUCUAGCAAACCACCGGAUGAAUAAGUUCCCUGUAGAAGCAAGGAAGCACAUGAACCAUAUGGUGUUUAUGGUCUUUACCCCUGCACUCGUCUUCAUCAACUUGGGGCCGGCGGUCACCAUCAAAACGCUUCUUCAGUGGUGGUUUAUGCCUUUCAGCGUACUCCUCAACUCAGUCAUUGGAUUCGGCCUCGGCCACCUCGUCGUUGCCGUCACAAAACCUCCUCCGCACCUAGUUAGGACGACAGUUGCGUGCUGUACCAUCGGAAACAUGGGGAAUCUGCCGCUGGUUCUUAUCACUGCGAUUUGCGCAAACUCGGGAUCAAUAUUUGGGGCGCAUUGCUCCACUCAAGGCGUGGCUUACACGUCAUACGGAAUGCUGAUGGCCGUCAUCGUCAUGUGGUCAUUCAUCUACAACUAUCUAGAAAGCCCCGGGAAGAGCGGGGAGCAACACCAGCUCUACGAGAUGCUCAACCUUUCUCCCCACGAAACUCCGCGAGUCCCAACCCUUGAGGACGGCGAUCCAAAUCUAGGAGCCAAAAGCCCCGCUACGAAAGGUCUGUUGCAGUCGGACUCUUCCGCAGGGGGGGCAGGAGCAGAGGCGGAAUUCGGGGGGGUAAGCCAAAGUAGCCACGAUAGAAGUAGUGAUAGAACAGGGGGCUUGCGAGAAUCGGCACCGGCAGGGUUCAGCGAGGGGGUUGAUUUGGCAGGAGAAAGUCGGGGGUGGAGGGAGCACUGGGGGACAUGUCAACGGUGGCUAAGGCAACUGAAGUGGGAUAAGAUGUUCACGCCGCCAGUCUGCGGGGUGAUCUGUGCAAUUGUGGUGGGCGGGACCGACCCUCUCCAGGACGUGUUCUUUGGGGCGAAUGCGUGGCUCAAGCUACUGACUGACGUCAUCAGCACUUUAGCGGGCGCGAUGAUUCCGUGCAUGAUGCUCGUUCUGGGGGGGAACCUAGCAGAGGGUCCGACGGCGUCCGAAAUGCAGGUUCCGACGAUGGUCGGGAUCGGGUGCGUCCGGCUGGUGUUCCUGCCGCUGCUGGGCAUCGCGGUCGUUAAGUGUGCGGACCUGCUCGCGCUGCUGCCGCCCGCCGAUCCGCUCUUCCGAUUCGUGUUGCUGCUCCAAUUCGCUAUGCCAACGGCAAUUAACCUAGGUAAGGAGGCUUCCUGGUUUGGUCAGGCGUUACUGUACAGUGGCGACGAUGCACGGCGUGGGGGAGAAGGAGACGUCCGCCGUUCUCUUCUGGUCGUACCUGGCGUGCACACUGACCAUGCCCGCAUUCAUUAUGCUCUUUUUGUACAUUCUCAUCUGAGGAAGCGGUUUCCACAUUCUUUGGGAUGCACGAAGGACUACGUUGGUAGAGGGCAGGAACAUUUGGGUUCGUUGUUUCUUAUUAAUCAUUCGAUGUAA